UGCUGACCGCAUGGUCCGAUUUUUGAGGUCAUUGGACGGCGUGCAGGCGUAAGAACAUCUGGAUAACGCCCAGGGCGAACUUUGCGUAGGUACGAUGGGAGAUAAUAGCAGCGAAUUCACAGCGGCUGGCAAGAUGAACCGAUGGAGGGGCCGAGUGGAAGCAUGUACAUGCAAUGCUGGAACAAUGGUUUGAGAAGAAGAGAGGCUGGCGGCAACCGAGGUUGCGCUUCUUGCGCACCCACCGAAUAUCAACCGCCUUUCUGACAGCCUCCUCGCUCACGUUCACCAAUACCUUCAGUCUUGUGAUGCACGUGAGAACAAUGAACAUAUACUCCUCCUUCCUUUGGCGAUUCGAGACCUUCACCUCAAGCCCACUCAACAUGAUGUCACCAGAACACAAUCAACCGCCUUGCCUCAGGCAGCUCGCACAAUGCGCGUUGGCACAAACAACCUCCCCAAGCAACCGCUUGUUGAAGCACGCCAGAUAUUCGCAGUCUUUGUCCAUCCUUGUUGUCUUUCGACUUCGUUGCUCAUCACAAAGGGCAUGAUGUCGCCUCCGUCUUUAUCAUCGCAUCAAACAUCGGUGAAGCUUGUCGUUUUGUCGAUGUCUAUGUUUGCGUGUACGUCGUCAUCACAGUAUACUUCUCAGUGAGAUGCCA
Macroventuria anomochaeta is the source of this 659-nucleotide messenger RNA. RefSeq lists its product as uncharacterized. The transcript has a single exon. NCBI's taxonomy places the organism in Eukaryota, Fungi, Ascomycota, Dothideomycetes, Pleosporales, Didymellaceae. The coding region runs from base 174 to 548 and encodes 124 amino acids. The record is from RefSeq and is a predicted model, not a curated record.